GAGAACAACUGAUACUGAUCGAAGGAACUCACAUUCUUUGUAAGUAAGAGGUCUAAAGUCGCAUCUGCUUACUCCGUUUAUUCUGAGAGCCUAUCAUCCUUGAUCCCGCAAAAAUGGGUCCUCGUGGACGGGCUUUCCCUCGGCGCCGUUCGUGCGCUGCGCGUAUGGCAGUCAUGGCCAGCGCGGCAGCGUCUGUGCCCGGAGUCAAGAUGACAACGCGUGAGAAGUUCCUUCCUGUGGCAUGCAUCGGCGGGUGUGCUGGAAUGGGAGACGAGGCCGCAGCGGCCGCAACUUCCUCGGUAUUUUUGCUUUUUCCAUGUCUAGAAUUAUAACUCCUUCUAUGUAUAGUAAGGGUAAGCUGAUUAUUUUUAUGUUUAUAUAUACCAGCACUAAGUAAUUCUAAUAAGUACCAAUAACACCAAGUGACGUCGGUGCACCAACCUGGCGUCCUGAGCUGAUUAAGACCUUGAGCUUGAGUUUGAACUUGGGCGCUACGAUGGGCAUCAUGGUUUAGAAUCCUGCUUGUACUCAAGAGAGAUUUGGUAAUCCGAAAGACGCGCUAUUUCAGUUCGUGCAGUUUUAGUACGAGUUGUCCUUGUCAACAUGAUUUCACUUCUCAGCAUCUUCUGGAUUUUUAUACUUGGUUGCAGCCCUUCAUCUCAACUAGUUGUAUAGUUUAGUAGAAGAUUCAGUUUAGACAUCAUGAUAUACGUUUUCAUAAUCAUAGUCAUGAGUUCUCACCUCUCCUUAGGGUAGGCGAGCCGAUUCCUAUCCUAUCCCAUUUCGCUUUCUUUCGCGAUUGAAUCGACGACCACUGCCUAGGUUACUGCUCGCGCUGCGUCAUCUGCGAUCACGGGGGCUUCGGUAAACUCCGCGUCUGGCCGUGGUGGACCUGUUACUGGCAAUGGGGUAAGGCCUACAUAGUAGAACUAUUGUGCUUAAGCUCUAUUUGCAAAAAAUCUCGUUGCACGGAGUAUACGACGAAGUAGACUAUACAGUUUUUAGUGCAGAAGAUACACACAAGAACAACUACUCUUGAUCGAUGUGGUAACACCUGCAACAACAUUUAUUUGAUAUCAUCCCAACGAGGCCGCACAUCUCUACUGUAGUGCGUAAGGCUUGUAAGACCCUUCCGCCCUGCCCCGGCGUGUGUACAUGCCGGGGGCACGUGGGCGGUGCUUUUAUUUGAUGUCAUCCCAAACCCAACGUAGGCGCCACAGCGGCAAUAUUGCAGACUGCUCACGUGUUCCCAUGUCGGCCCCUUCCUUCACUUCCUAACCUCGUGCUCGUGUUCGAUUUUUGCUGGGCUCAUGAAUGAUGCUGCGUCUUGUUUGUCUUUGCGGUUUUCGUGUGCUUUCAUUGUCUUUGUGGAUUAUCGCUUUGAUGCUAGUUUACAUUCAUAGGAGUUUGCGUUUCGGCGGUUCUUGUAGUUGUCAAAAAGUGACAAGGGCUUGUUAGCUCUCUAAUACAUACUAAACUAUUUGAUUAACCAUUUUUGACGAUAUAAAGACUUAUGCCCUCCAGUAGGCACACGUAUAAUUGUGUCGCGCCACAUCCGGGGACCUAGCUCGUAAUAGUUUUGCAUAUUCGAUUCGCAAGUGGCACCUGAUGUUGGUUGCCAGUGUUGGAAUGAUUUUUGCAAGUGCAAGUGGCGCUUGCUGGUUGCUAGUGUUUUCAUAGUCUUUCGCGGGUGGUAGUAUGGAACAACUGCUCGAGCAAGUGCAUCCUCAUGAUAUUCAUAAGGUUUGACUUCAAUAAAUUCAAAAAUAUCAAAGACCUCAAGCAGUGGUGACGCCCUUACUUUUCGACACAUACUAGUCUUCACUAACACUAGUGGUCACAAUACUCCUAAUCGUUCGUGCCUCAUAUUGCCACUCAUCAUUCCAGGAAACCGCCAUGACGCUGCGUCCUCAUCAUGAGGCAGUCCUGGCCCUCGCGCCGGAUCAGAUUCAUCAGCACUCCUUUCUGGACGAGGCCAAGAACGGCAAUUUUAACAAAGUGUUCGAGAUGCUUGACGCAAACAGAGACUUGGUCGAUGUUCGAGCCGGGGAGGCUGAACGCGACACGGCGCUUAUGUUUGCUGCGCACUGGGGCGAUUUCGAUGCGGCUUCGAAACUUCUGAUCGACUAUCAGGCCGAUGCGACGCUGACGCGCCGACAGGGUGCGACCGAUUGUGGAGGGUGUAGUGCGGCAGAGAUCGUUUACCAAAGCUUGGCGUUUGAAAAAUUUUUGCGGAAUCCUACGCCAGGAGCAAACGAAAAAUUGUUCGAAAACCAACUUCAAUAUGCCAUCACGCAUUUGCAUUUGCAAGAGGCGGGCAUCGUGCCUACAGCGAAUGGGUUCGACUUACACGGGACAGAUGACAGCACCUUGGAAGGCAGGAGGCCCCACAAGCUACCUGCACCCGGCGAAGCCGGUUCGACGUUCGUGGCCUGGUUCAGCGAGCGUUUUGGUGGUUUAGUGGUGCAGAGGGAAACGGAUUUCAACAAACAGGAAGAGGCGAAUAAGAUAUCGUUCGAGAAAGGCUCUGCGAAGGUACACGCGAGCAUCUUUGAUUCCCUAGAGCUUCUGAAUCAGGCCAAAAUGUCUGUCACCCUUUUCGCGUUGCAGCUGCGCUUGAGCAAGGCAAUGGUGUCCUCUAUCAUGUAUCUGAAAGACAAAAGUGUUUUGCCUUCAGUAGAGGAUGCGAGGGCCUUAGAGAAAACAACCUCCACGGACUUGGUCGGUCAGCGCCCGUGGCUUCUGGAUUCGUCCGUCAAAGAAGGUAUGAAAUUCGCAGCAUGGUUCAGCAAAGUAGCCUAUGGGGAUUAUAGUUUGAAGGUGCAACUCGAAGAGAAUUUCAAUGCCGGCCUCGACUCGAAGAAGAUAUCGUUCCAAGCUAACCCGCAGCCUGGACCAAUCGCUAACCAGGAGUUCGAGCACACGUUUGGGGGUCACCCUGCUGCGCAGAGCAAUUUGCUCCAGGCCAGAUUGUCUGUGAUUCGUUUCGCAGUAGAACACCUGAUCAAGAACCAGCACACUGGUGGGCCUUCUGGCGUCCAUGACGUGCGCGAGCCCGACAUGAGUCCCGGACAAAUCAGAGGUCAGAGCUUUAUUUUCGCCGCGAGAUUCAAGAACGACCCAGAGGGCGAGCGGGGCAUGGCGCUGGCCUAUCCGAUGCAGGAUGGAGUGGAGAACACCGCGACGCAUGUCAAGGUGCUCGUUGUGCCGUUCUCCCCAGCGCCGUCUCCGUCUGCUUCUGCAGUGGCCAUCAUGAAUGUUGCCAAAACGGAACUCGUUCUCUCUCUGGCGUUUCCGGAGCGGGGGCGUGGACGUGGAAGCCAGGCGACAAUUGACAGCCUCCAGUUCCACUCCGAGUCCGGCAAGCCACAUGAAGUAAGCGGGGUUAACAUCAGGUUUGAAGAUAACGGAGAAGUGCGAUUUUUUCCUUCCGCCGAGUGCGCGGUCUUUUUCGGGUGGACUGCCGGGUUUUUGGUGGGGCAAGCAGAUGGCGCGCAGGCUCGGCCCGUGGACAUUGUAUUCGCCCGUAAUGAUGUUCCCGCGAAAUCGAUCGUGUGGGUUCACUUUACCAUCACUAGCCCGUAUGUUCGUCAUGAGCGUGUCCCCCUUUUUGACGAAAGGGGAAAAAAACCCCAAAUCGCGAAGCUGUUUGCGCAGAAUGCGUUCUGAUGAAAGCGCUGCAGAAUAAUCCACAACUUACCUGGGCUCACUUGAUCUCAGGCCAAGUUCCAGGUAUUGCCCUGCAUGAUGUUUUUUUUUCAACAAGACGACGGGGGAGGGGCUAUGCGUAGAAGCUGCGGCCUAUCCAAGAAGUGCAAAAGCAGAGCUCUCCUCGCUAUCUUGUUGCUGUUUUCACCUCCAUAUUUAAUACUUUUUAUUAAGAGUAAUAUCAUGUGACCUUGUUAGUGUUAGACCAGUAAAAAAAGAAUGAUUUACAUUCAUUAGAAAUAAUGCGACUGCGAGGAGAUGUACUAGAUGAGUCUGUCAGUUUGGAAGGACAGUCCAACUGAAGAGCUUGAGUAUGUAAAAGCGAAGAACUACAGAAAGGAAACGCUGACUCGAGCAGCAAAAGCAAGCACUGACUCGACUGCGACUUGACUUGUUUUUCAACAAAAAGGUCGCUUGGGCUUGGCGCCAUCUUCACACACUCUGUAGAUAGAAAAUUUGGGGAAUAUCAUGAUAUUAGGAAGAUCUACGCCUAUUAAGAAUGAAUGUUUUGAAUAAAAAAUGAAGUAUAGAUGAGUUAGGGUGCAAGACAAAAAAUGCAUAAUGAAAUGAAGGGGUUUUCAAGAUGAACUUUCCCCAUCGCCGGUUUCUUCGCAGAAAAAAAACAAAAAAGAAGAAGCCAACAAAAUUGUUUUGAAAAAAACAUUAUAAGUGACUGAAAGCCUGCUUCGAGUGCUAGUUUGCUAGUGCUAGGCUUGGAAUUUACAGGUGACAAACAGGAACAAGAUGACGCUCAUUUCUAUCAUGAAUAUCGUCGGGUGGGACAGAGGAGAAAGCACUACAGGACAAAAUAUUAGGUGAAAGAUCGCUGCCUUCUUGGCUCCACUUGUUCUGAGGUCUAGGCUUUGAUAGAUGUUACUCUUUUGAAAAGACAAUCUGGCCUUUGGUCUUCCACGGUCCAUCUUAAUAUUAGGUGAAAGAAUUAUCACACACAUCGUCUCACUGAGAAGGUGGCUCGUCCAUGACUUGUAUGUCAUAAUGUCUGUUAGGUGGUUACGUUGAACUGCGACAGCGACACACACAUGACGUCUGCAAUGCCG
Molecule: messenger RNA, 4766 nt
Organism: Amoebophrya sp. A25
Lineage: Eukaryota; Dinophyceae; Syndiniales; Amoebophryaceae
Source: the annotation of a GenBank genome assembly